UGUCCCCAGGAGACAAUGCAAGCGGUCAUAGGCAGCCAUCGGGACUAUUACAAACUCAGAGUUUGUCAGGAAGCUGUUUGGGAAGCAUUUAGGAUCUUCCUGGACAGGGUCCCAAACUCGGAGGAGUACAGAGCCUGGGUUUACACCUGCCAGCAUGAAAACCUGUGCAUGGACAACCUGGCCCAGAACUUCAGCAGCUCUCAGGAGCACCUGGAGAUGGUGGCUCGAAGAGUAGCUGAGCAGGCUCAAACUGAAGGUGUUGUCACUGGAACCCCAAAGACGGGAAGUGAAUGCACCUGGACACCCCCCCCGAUUUUGCUUCCAACUGAACCUGACAUGAUCACAGAGGAUCACAACAUGAUAAAAGAGAACUAUGAGGAGUACACUGUUGAGUUCAGUGUCACAAUUAUGGACCCAACUUACAGCGAACUGCUCAGUGACCCCGAGGCUCCACAUUACAAUGACAUCACACAAGAGCUCGCAAACAAGAUGCUUCAUGUGUUUAAAAAAGUUCCAGGAUUUAAAGAGAUUCAUGUUCUGGGGUUUCGAUCAGAGGGUGCAUCUGUGCGCUACGCUGUGGUCUUUAAUGGAGAAACAGAGCUCAGUGAUGAUCCUGGGGGUCUUGAGGGGUCUGACACGGAGGCAGGCGAGGAUAUAAAUGCUCCUAAACUGAAGCACAUCAUCCUAAAGGCCUUAAAACAGGAGACAUCACUACUGCUGGACUUACAGACACUCAGCUUUGAGGCUGUAACCAUAGUUUAUCCAGUUGCUGAGCUUGGCAUGAACUCUGUUGCGAGUGGAGUAUCUGAGCACUAUACCACACAGAGCCCAAGAGAAGACGACACUCCCACCCAGAGCUUCUUCCCCACAGUGGCAGCGAUUAACUCUCUGGAAGCUUUGACAGAAACUCCCGCCAUUGCGCAUUUCAUUCCAAACAUCAUCCCAGAAACUACUUCUGCCAUCGCUGUUGAGACUCCUCUAAUAGCAGCAGUAGAGGAGCAGCCCACAGAUAUAGGACAAAGCCAGGAUGGGAUGGAGGGAGAAGUGACCAAACCUCUGGAAGAAGAGAGCGGUAGUGGAUUCCCUUCAGAGUCUGAACACCCGUACGGAUCCACAGCUGCACUGCCCAUGAGACAAACCAGCACCCCUUUGAUGACGGCAGUGGAUAAGAGCAAAGAGUUAGUGGUCUUCUUUAGCUUGAGGGUCACUAACAUGAUGUUUUCUGAUGACCUGUUCAACAAGAGCUCCCCAGAGUAUAGAUCACUGGAGAACACUUUUCUUGAGCUGCUGCUGCCAUAUCUACAGUCCAAUUUGACUGGAUUUAAGGAGCUGCAGAUCCUGAACUUCAGAAAUGGUAGCAUCGUGGUAAACAGCAGGAUGAAACUGGACAAGCCAGUACCUUAUAAUGCCACAGAAGCUGUGCACUGCGUGCUCGAAGACUUCUGCAAUGCCGCAUCUAAAUGGCUUGACAUUGAGAUUGACAGUCGCUCCUUGGAAGUAGAACCAGCUGACCAAGCAGACCCUUGCAAGUUCCUGGCUUGUAAUGAGUUUUCACGUUGCGUAGUAAACAGUUGGACUGGGGAGGCGGAGUGUCAGUGCGAUCCAGGUUACAGCACCAUGGAUGGCCUGCUGUGUCAGAGCACCUGCUCUUUACAGCCAAACUAUUGCCUGAACGGAGGCCUUUGUGAAAUAAUCCCAGGGCAUGGAGCCACUUGCAGAUGCCCUGUGGGUAAAUACUGGCACUACCAUGGAGAACGCUGUAACGAGCUGGUGUUGGUGCCAUUAGUAAUUAUAACUUGCCUCGUGGGAAGUCUCUGCUUUGUUUGUGCCAUUAUUGGCAUUUUGAUAUUCCUUAACAAGAAAUUUAUAAAGAGCAGAAAGGCUAUAACACUGGUGCACACCCUUGCUUCUCAUGCCUUUGAGAAUGCUUUGAGGGUGAACCCAGUAUUUGAAAAUGAUGACAGUGUCUUAACUCAAGUGUCCACAUUACCAUGUCCUUCAAGCACCGCUUCUUUCCAAUCCCAACAGUCCGAGCAAGAGCAUUUGGCUUCUAUUGAAAAUAUACAUCUGAAUAUUGAGAUCCCCAGACAACUCUACACAACAACACCAGAAAAGUUAGUCUCAGAAAUGGUGGACUUCCAUUGCUGUAUACCACACAGUGAGAGGUGGCGACCGCCAAAUGAACACACAACUUGUCCUUUAAGGGCAACAGAUAACGAAUGUUUCAAAGUAGUUCUCUGAUGACACCUUUGUUCAGCUGGGG
Messenger RNA from Monopterus albus (swamp eel), 2263 nucleotides. It is a transcript of the gene impg1b, whose product is annotated as interphotoreceptor matrix proteoglycan 1b. Lineage: Eukaryota; Metazoa; Chordata; Actinopteri; Synbranchiformes; Synbranchidae. Gene Ontology annotation, biological process: visual perception. The transcript is spliced from 16 exons. The record is from RefSeq and is a predicted model, not a curated record. The annotation marks the transcript as partial.